UCGACGCGAUUUGCCAUAUAAUGAGGGGCAAACUCGUCAUUUCAGUCCACUACUCUGCCUCGGUUCGUCCACAGUUCCACUCCCGUCCUUCAAAACCCCCCAGCUUCCUCCAUCCCCACCAUCACUCAAAACUCUCUCUCUCUCUCUCUCUCUCUCUCUAAAUUCAUGGCUUUGAAUCGAGAUCACGACCUCAUCCCUUCGUCCCCGAGCAACUCGUCACUCUCCUCCUCCGAUCUCGACACCGAGUCGACGGGCUCCUUCUUCCCCGACCGGAGCACCUCCCUCGGAACCCUAAUGGGCGUCUCCUUCCCCGACCUCCCCGCGCCGCGCCCCGCGCGCCGCGACCAUCACGGCGCCGACGCCGGAGGGAGGAGGCCGAGGCCGAGGGCGCCGGAGCGGCGGCGGCGCAGCAGCCGCGGCGGGGGGAGGGGGUGGUGGCGCCUCUGCCGCGACGACGCGGCCGCGCCGGCCUCCCUGGGGGAGUUCCUGCAGGUGGAGCGCAGGAUCGGCGGGGGGGCGGUCGACGGGGACUACGUCUACGGCGCCGGCGGCGGAGGCGGCGCGGCGGAGCACGAGGCGGUGGGAGGGGGCCCGCUCUUCGAGGACGGGAGGGUUUUGCCGCCGGAGGGGAGGCGGCGCGGGCAGCAGCGGGCGGCGGAGGGGCCGGUCGGGAGGUGGCCGGUGCUCCUCACGGGGAUCUGCACCGGUGGAGAAGCGUAGGCCUUUUCUUUUUGUAAUUUCCUGCUACUUUGGGGUUAUGUAUACAAUAAAACUCUCUUAUCUAUUUCUCUACUUUACUUUACUUUCCUUUUUUUUCUUUCUUCUUUUUUACCCUUUUUCCCCUUUUUUUUCCUUUUCCUUUUUCUUUUUUUUUUUAUACAUUAGAAAAAAAAAAAGAAAAGGGAAUGGAGGAGGAUGAAUAAAAACUGUGUUUUCUGCGUAGGCACUCUUUUAAAA
This is a messenger RNA of Ananas comosus (pineapple), 957 nucleotides long. RefSeq lists its product as uncharacterized. The transcript has 2 exons. The record is from RefSeq and is a predicted model, not a curated record. Lineage: Eukaryota; Viridiplantae; Streptophyta; Magnoliopsida; Poales; Bromeliaceae. The coding region runs from base 166 to 720 and encodes 184 amino acids.